AUGUCCUCCAACCCUCCUACUCCCCAGACCUCCACCCCGCCGGUCAGUCGGAAUCGCAACUCGUUCUUCUCCAAGUUCCGUUCCCCUCUCGGCCAAAGGAAUCGAAGCAUAACCGACUUCUACAUCGACCCUGAUGACCCUUGGCGCUCGUACUUCCCGGGGGACACCAUCAAAGGUACUGUCCUUGUGACCGUUGUACGACCCAUUCGCAUCACCCAUAUCGUCAUCUGUCUCCAUGGCUACGUCAAGGUCUUUAAGAACGCAAUGCCAGCGGGGGAAACGAAUGCGGAUAUUGGAUUUAUUGGCCCCGGGCGGGGUAGAAGAGGCGCCGAGUACAUGGGUAAUGGCUUGUCGACCUUGUUCGAGGACGAGAUCGUUCUCUGUGGUGAGGGGCGUCUCAAGGAGGGCAUCUAUAAAUUCCGAUUUGAGAUGACCCUCCCUCCAUAUGCUCUACCCAGUAGCCUCAAUUUUGAACGAGGCACUAUUUCCUAUGCGCUCACAUCUACAUUAACCCGACCGACCACCAUCAAUCCUACACUCACCUGCCGAAGGCGCAUCAACCUCCUCGAAAACAUCGAUAUUGCUCCGUUCCCUGCCCCCAAAGCCCGAAUUGUCACGCUUGAGCCGGUCUCCAAACGUUCAAAAGGCAAAUCGAAAUCGAAAUCAUCAGCCUCAGAUGCCACUGCUUGCCCCGAUACAUCCUCUAUAGAUACCCCCACCAGCGGUGUCGCCGCAUCCGUGGAAAACAGACCUCCACUGAGUCCUUCUCCGAGUAAUGUCAGCACCUCGAGUCGACCCAGUAAUAGCAGCCAAAGUUUCCAGAUCGUGAGUGACCCCAGCUCAUCGACAAGUACGGGAGGAAGAAAUAGCGAAGGUCGCAGCGCGACCCCUUCUAUCGCCGAUAAAACAAUUGUGGCCAAGACGGAGGUCCUACGCGCAGGUGUGCUGCCAGGCGAUACAUUACCAAUCAAGGUCACCAUCAACCAUUGCAAACAGGUGCGCAGUGCGCACGGCAUCAUCAUUACUUUCUAUCGGCAGGGCCGCAUCGAUCUUCAUCCUUCUAUCCCCAUUGGAACUCAGUCCAAUGGAAAAAAGCCAAUCUAUGAGGAUGUCUAUCCACGUUCUCGCACAGGACUUGGCGGGCUGACUCUUGGUACUACUCGUACGACCAGCACCUUUCGGAAGGAUUUAUCACAAUCAUUUGCUCCGUUGAUUGUAGACCCUACGACCUUGACUGCUGUCAUUAAAACCUCCAUUCGAGUCCCGGAAGAUGCAUUCCCCACCAUCACCCAUGUGCCUGGUGCCAUGAUCAAUUUUCGUUACCACGUAGAGGUCGUGGUCGAUCUACGUGGCAAAAUUACUUCACCCGAUCGAUUCCUUCCUCGAUUCAAUAUGGUCUCAGGUGGCAGUACGUUUUCGCCUAGUGGACAAAUUUUGAAUCCGGCCGACGCCAAUGGCAGCGCCAUCACAGCCAACUGGGGCGGAAACAUACUUGAUACUGAUAAAGUGCGCAGAGAGAAAGGCGUCAUCUCAGUGGCCUUUGAAGUCGUUGUUGGAACCCGGGACUCUAAGCGCGGCCAGGCUUCUACAGAUGACCACGCGGCAUCUAUAACUGCCGUGUCAACAUCAUCUCAGGCCCCUGUAACAUCUUCGCAUAUUGUCAAUAAUGGCGAUGGAGAAGAAUGGCCCGAACCAAGCCCUGUUGAAUAUAAUCAAGAGGAAUAUGGCUUCCACGAUGAGCAUUGGGCGGAUUACCCUGAAGAUUACUCACAUCAAUUCCCAAUGCCCGCUCAUCUAGAAGAAGAAGAGCCAAUUGACGAGAAGACUCGAGUUCGUCGCCAUGAAGAAACCCUUCUACCUAGCCAACCACCAAACGAGGAUGAAGCAGGACCAUCAACUGAGAUGGAAGCGCCAAGCGCACCAUUCAUACCAGAGGAUCACCUUCUACAAGACUACCAACACGUAUCAUCACAAAAUACAGAACCAGUACCGCAUGCCGUUAGGUCUGCAGAAUCCUUACAGACAGUGGUGGUGAAUGGCACUGCUCCUGAAUCGAGUGAACCUUCUGCUCCAGGUGAAGACAAAGAGGAGCAAGAGCGCCAAUGGCUGAUGCAGCAGGCUAGCGCGCCCAGUGCACCCCCCGUCGAGGAUACCAACGGCGGCGAGGGCCCUAGUGCUCCAGUCUUUGAUGAGGACGAUCAAUUGGUCGGUGGCACGGCACAUGCAGACGAGUCCUUGCCCCGAUACCAACGUUGA
This is a messenger RNA of Penicillium angulare, 2256 nucleotides long. RefSeq names its product pH response protein PalF (gene rim8). Gene Ontology annotation, cellular component: plasma membrane; cytosol; cytoplasm. Bases 1 to 2256 code for a protein of 751 amino acids. Gene Ontology annotation, molecular function: protein-macromolecule adaptor activity; ubiquitin protein ligase binding. The transcript is spliced from 2 exons. Gene Ontology annotation, biological process: ubiquitin-dependent endocytosis. Lineage: Eukaryota; Fungi; Ascomycota; Eurotiomycetes; Eurotiales; Aspergillaceae. The record is from RefSeq and is a predicted model, not a curated record.